GAUUCCAGUUCCGAGAUAUUUCACCUCUGCGGGACAAACCUCUUUGGAAUGACCCACGCAACAAAUCAGUUGCUUGGACUAAGUCUCUCCGGAGAUAUAGGGUAACCUUGAAUCACAGGCCUGUUGAAUCUGUGCUGAGCAGAAAAGCACCUUUUGCAGCUCGAACCUUAAGUGCUGGCUUGAGUGGUCAUAGGUAUAGAAAUGGUUGUGUUGAUGUGUUGCCACAAUAUAGUUCAAUGAAUGAUCCCCACUUGUUUGACUACUAUGCAAGGAAGUUUGGACUGCGGGGGACUACCAGGUGUCUUCCAGUUUCUGAUCAAAUGAAGAGACAUCACCAAAGUGCACCCCAAUACAGGUACAAAAGUGCUAGUACCGGAUCCAGUUCUGCAGUGCACAGCAACGUGUUAUACAAAGUCACUGUGAAGACUGGAGAUAAGAAAGGUUCAGGAACUGAUGCCAGGGUAUUUCUUAAGAUGAAGGGCUCUAAAGGAAAACUUAGCAAGACACGUUUAUAUAAGAAAACUGGAUCUAAUGUAUCUCAACAAACAGCUGUGUUUAAAGUCUCCAAAGGGUCAAUUAAUACCUUUAAAAUUCAUGGUCCAGAAAUUGGAGAAAUCCAAAACAUCACCCUUGAGCAUGAUGGUCUAGAGAAGCAGCAAGCCUGGUAUGUGGAGGAGAUAACUGUGACCAAUACAAGCCGUGAGAAGACUUGGCACUUCCUAUGUCGACAAUGGCUAUCAUUGUAUCAUACUGACUGCCAGCUCAGCCGCACCUUUAUGCCCACUGGCAAAGGCAGACUCGCUGUUGUGGAUGGAAAACCGGACCACACAG
Messenger RNA from Gopherus flavomarginatus (Mexican gopher tortoise), 831 nucleotides. RefSeq names its product lipoxygenase homology domain-containing protein 1-like. The record is from RefSeq and is a predicted model, not a curated record. Gene Ontology annotation, molecular function: protein binding. NCBI's taxonomy places the organism in Eukaryota, Metazoa, Chordata, Testudines, Testudinidae. The transcript is spliced from 5 exons. The annotation marks the transcript as partial.